AUGUUAAAUUUCCCUUAUGCUUGUGAAGAUGUGUAUUCAUUUGAAAACUAAGAGGAGCUAAUAAAAGCUAUAGAUUUUGAUUAAAUUGGAUAAAUUUAUGUAGAUUAAGAUAAUAAAUCUAUUACUUAUAAAAUGGAUCGAUCUAAAAGUUUAAGAUUAAGUGAUUUAAUAUUUUGGAUUGUAAUUAAUAUAUAUUUUACACUUAUUAGGAAUCAGAUUUUGUUCGCAUUCAUUUAGGACAAUUAUUGCAUUUAAUUUCUAAUUUGUUAUAAAAAGUAUAAUUUUUAGAAUCUAAAGGUAUUGAACACAAUUAUCUCGAUUUAAAUAGAAUUUGGCUUUAAAUAAAAUAAAAUAGUUAAUAUCCAUGUCUUAUUUAUUAAUUUUUAUAUUAUUCUCUUCAUUUUAUAGGAUAUUAAUGCCCAUUUUAUGAAAAAUAAAAUAGUUAAUAUAUGUUAAAAGCUUCACUUAGAAUUAAUGAAAUUAUUUAAAUCAUUAUUAAUAAAUGUUUCAAUCAAAUUCGUUUAAAAUCGAAAAAUACUUAAAAAAGAAAUGAAAUAUUUAAAGAAAUAUUGUAACCCAUAAUUGAUUUAUGCAAAUCAAAUUCAACUUCUAAUUAAAUCAUUGCAUUCAUUUAAGAAAAAUUAAAAAAAUAUAAUUAUUAAGAUGAUAUGAAAAAUAAAUUGGUAUAAUCAUUAAUUAUAGAUGAUAAUAGUAAUGAUUAUAUUCAAUCUCAACGACAUAGUAUAAUUGAAAAUGUUAACAAAGAUUUAAAAUAAAUUAUUGAAUUGGUAGGAAAUAUGGAUAGAUUGUAAUUGAACAUCUAUUAGUAUAUAAUAUUCCACUCAUAAGCAAACAUUUAAAAUCUUAUUAAAAAAUUAAAUUUGAAUAUUAAAGUUAAGCAUAGGAAUUAUAUAGAUUAUUAUAAAAAAGAGAAUUACAACUAAAAUAUAAAAUUAAUGAACUAGUUUAAAUAUCAAUGAAAUCUUCUUUGUAAGAAUAUGAAAAAUAAUUUAAAUUUGAAAUAACUGAAAAUGAAAUCUAAUUAAUUGAAUAAGAGAUUUUUGAUUAGAUUAUUAAAUCUAAAUAUGUUAAAUAUUUCAAUAAUACAUUUUGGUUAUAUUUCAAUAAUGAAGAAUUCAAAAAUUAAAUUUAUGCAGCUAUUUCAAAAAGCCUAAUUGCAUCUAUAUAAGAUAAAUUAAAAAUCUUCUUUAUGUACAAAAUACUUUAAUUGAUUGAUGAUUUGAUAUGA
Paramecium sonneborni is the source of this 1249-nucleotide messenger RNA. The record is from the annotation of a GenBank genome assembly. Lineage: Eukaryota; Ciliophora; Oligohymenophorea; Peniculida; Parameciidae.